This is a messenger RNA of Ciona intestinalis (vase tunicate), 916 nucleotides long. NCBI's taxonomy places the organism in Eukaryota, Metazoa, Chordata, Ascidiacea, Phlebobranchia, Cionidae. The record is from RefSeq and is a predicted model, not a curated record.
ACAUAAAAAAUUGGUUUAUUUGACGAAAGGUAAUUUAGCGAAAUAGUCGCGUAGCCCAAUAUAAUUGUUAAAAUGAAAGGGUUUUCAUUAUAUUUAGUACUAGUAGUACACGUUUUGUUCCAUUGUAUCUUUUCUGUGCAUGGUGGAGAAGAAAUACUCAGUGUUUGUUUGGACGGCAAGCACCAUAAGGAAUCCCCUGGACCAGAAGCAGAGUUGUUUGAUACAUGCUCACCGUGGAAGACCAGGUCAUGCUGUACAAACGAAACUGCCUUUUUGACACACCAGGACGGUGUGAACGGAGCUUAUAACUUCAAUUACAACCACUGUGGAAUAAUGUCGGAUAAAUGCAGACGCCACUUUAACGAAGAUAGUUGUUUUUACGAAUGUUCACCGAAUAUGGGGCCAUGGAUAGUGGAUGUUGAAAGUUCAUAUAGAAACCAAAAGUUCGAGGAUGUACCACUUUGUCGAUCGGAAUGCGUAGACUGGUGGGCAGAUUGCAAAGAUGAACUGACAUGUAAGAAUAACUGGUCUGUGGGGUGGAAUUGGACAUCGGGCGUAAACGAAUGCCCAUCCGGUGCCGAAUGCAAAAAGUUUUCCGAGUAUUUCACUGGUGCGGUUGACUUGUGUGAAAAUAUUUAUCCGCGCGAUUUCAAGGUGCCUUCCAAUGACAGUGCACCAUGCAUGGUCAUGUGGUUUGAAGGUGAAAACCCGAACGACGAGGUUUCCCGAUAUUACGCAAAAGAAAAAGGCCUAUGUUGUGGCAGCAACAAACUUAAUUAUGUUUCUUACAUAUUUAUUAUAAUUCUUGCAACAUUUUCGAAGUUUUUAACUGAAAUUUAUUAAAAAAAUUCGUUACGUAUCAAAAAUAACUGAAAUUAAAAUGCAAUGUAUUGUAAAUAAACUUAGAUUACGCAUG